ACUAAUUUCAAUUCGAUUUUUAGUUUCAUUCGUAUUGAAUGCGUAAUGAAAUCGUGAUUAAGUAUUUUUUUACACACGCGCUUUAGGAAAAUAUUCGCGCUGUUGACCCGGCUUUUCAAAUAUUAUUGCAAAAACAUGAUGGAAUACUGCCCUCCAAAUGUUACUUUGGGGGAAAUAUGGGUGGACCAUGGAAUUUCCCAAUGUUUUAUGGAAACUGCUUCAGCAGUGUUCAUUGGUGGAUUUCUACUCGUUUUCGGCUUAAUACAAGUCAUUAUGUAUAAAAGAUAUGCGACGGAGGUGGUGGACGUACGAUCCUCGCGACUAUUUUGUGUACAGAUACUUUUUACGCUGUUCGUGCCGGUGUUGGCGGUGGCGAGGUUCCUAUUACAAGCGUUCGUGUUCAAAGGAGGACAGAUAUAUGGAUAUAUGAUUCUAGCAAUGCUAAUAACAGUAGUGAUGUUCCCACUAUCCGCAUACCUGGCUGUAUUGGAAAGGCGGUUCCUCUUGCCAUCCGUCCCGCCGCGGGGCCACGGGUUCGUGCUACUGGUCUUCUGGGCGCUGAUCUUUGUAUCUGAGAACCUGUCCUUCCUGAACUUGAAUAAGGAGGGGUGGUGGUGGCAUUUAAAAAAUUUGCAAGACCGUUUGGAGAUGUCUCUAUUCGUGGGCCGCUACGUGUCGUGCAUGAUCAUGUUCAUUCUUGGAAUGAAGGCGCCCGGUAUCAUGCACCAGUUUGAGCACCUAGCGGAGGACGACCAGCGAAGGCUCAUCCCGCCUAGGGCCGAGAACCAGUCCACAUUCCGCAAUGUAUUCAGCAAGCUACGCACUCUCCUACCGUACUUGUGGCCGAAGAAGAGUUGCCUGUUGCAAUUUAAUGUGCUCAUCUGCAUUCUUCUGCUCAUCUCUGGCCGUGUGAUCAAUCUAUAUGUGCCUAUUUAUAGUAAAUAUAUAGUGGAUAGUAUAUCGAUACCGCCGAUUCUAUUCCGAUGGGACCUGGUGCUUAUCUACGUGUUCUUCAAGUUCCUGCAAGGCGGCGGCACGGGCGGUAUGGGCUUCAUCAAUAACCUAAGGACGUUCUUGUGGAUCCGGGUGCAACAAUACACCACCAGGGAGUUACAGUUGGAAUUAUUCAGGCACCUCCACAGCCUACCGCUUUCCUGGCACUUAUCCCGUAAGACCGGGGAAGUACUGAGAGUCAUGGACCGAGGCACGGAUUCCAUAGACAACCUGCUUUCCUACAUCCUGUUCCAAAUCACACCGACUAUAGUGGAUAUAGUCAUAGCUAUCGUGUAUUUUGUGACGAUAUUUAAUGCCUGGUUCGGACUUAUCGUGUUUGUGACGAUGACUCUUUACAUAUUUGCAACAAUAUGGGUAACGGAAUGGCGGACAAAGUACCAGCGUCGCAUGAAUCUCGCCGACAACGAACAGAAGGCAAAAUCGGUCGAUUCUCUACUCAACUACGAAACUGUCAAGUAUUAUGGCGCAGAGUCGUAUGAAGUUAUGAGCUAUAAGGACGCUAUUCUUAAUUAUCAGAAAGAAGAAUUCAGAAAUUUAUUGACAUUGAACAUCUUGAAUACGGUGCAAAAUAUCAUCAUUAGUGGAGGUCUACUAACGGGGUCCCUGCUAUGUAUAUCCAUGGUCGUCAACACUAAAGUGCUGACGGUUGGUGACUACGUGCUCUUCGCUUCUUACAUCAUUCAGCUGUAUAUACCGCUCAACUGGUUCGGGACUUAUUACAGAGCAAUCCAGAAGAACUUCGUAGACAUGGAGAACAUGUUCGACUUGCUUCGAGUGGAUUCCACCGUUGUGGACGCGCCCGGCGCUCCUGAACUACUAGUCCGGCGGGGCGGCGUCGAGUUUAAACAUGUCUCGUUUGGAUACGGGCCGGAGAGGCUCGUGUUGAAGAAUGUCACGUUCAAAGUGGCUCCAGGAAGCACUGUGGCUUUGGUGGGCCACAGCGGCGCCGGCAAAUCGACAGUGAUGCGCCUCCUGUUCCGCUUCUACGACGUGAACGAGGGCGCCGUGCUCGUGGACGGGCAGGACGUGCGCACGGUGACGCAGGCCUCGCUGCGCGCCAGCAUCGGCGUCGUGCCGCAGGACACGGUGCUGUUCAACAACACGGUCCGAUACAACAUCCAAUACGGGAACCUGAAAGCUCCGUCGGCGGAUGUCAUCUCGGCAGCCAAGAACGCUGAUAUCCACGAUAGGAUACUAACGUUUCCAGAUGCAUAUGACACGCAGGUUGGAGAGAGAGGUCUAAGACUAAGUGGAGGAGAAAAGCAGAGGAUAGCUAUAGCUAGAACAAUCCUGAAAGAUCCUGCAAUCGUCCUGCUGGACGAAGCUACGUCCGCCCUGGAUACCAAUACUGAAAGAAAUAUUCAGGCCGCUCUAGCGCGUGUCUGCGCCAACAGAACGACACUCAUCAUCGCCCACAGACUAUCUACCAUCAUCCACGCUGACGAGAUCCUAGUCCUCAAGGAGGGAGAAAUCAUUGAAAGAGGAAAUCACGAAGCGCUCUUAGCACAAGGCGGCGUCUACGCAUCCAUGUGGCAGGACCAACUCGAGAACCGAAACACGAACGGCAACGGCGUUCAAGAGGAAGAGAGCAACAACGACCAGAGGCCGCAGCUGCCGCCAAACGGCGCCUUUGGUCACGGGCAUGGACAUUUAUAGAUGAGUAACACUUUACUGAUCAAUCAUAGCCCUUAUGCCUUUGCAAUAAAGCUUAUAAAUGGUCAAUGAUUUGUGUCAAUGAUGUAUUUUGAAGAAAAUGUUGAGAUAAU
Molecule: messenger RNA, 2780 nt
Organism: Cydia amplana
Lineage: Eukaryota; Metazoa; Arthropoda; Insecta; Lepidoptera; Tortricidae
Gene: Hmt-1
Product: ATP-binding cassette sub-family B member 6
Exons: 17
Coding region: 136-2670 (844 amino acids)
Biological process (GO): transmembrane transport; heme transport
Cellular component (GO): vacuolar membrane
Molecular function (GO): heme binding; ATP hydrolysis activity; ATP binding
Source: RefSeq, a predicted model, not a curated record